UGUCUUGAGGGGGUUGAGUUUACAAGCGGACAAGUGAAGUGACUACCGCUGCUGCGGGUUUUCACGACGGACCCGGGUCCCACAGAGUCUUACGAAGUCACACAGAGUACGUGUCUUUGGUCACAGACUAACUAGAGUCCCACAGAACCGCUCCUCUUUACCGCCGUCAACCCGGACCAUCAGCGGGGACAGACAGCCAUGGCUCGGCCGAGGAAGAAAGUCACCGCUGAGUGUUUAGCAUGAGCCUCUGCGGGCGUGGACGCCUGGAGGACAACGACAACUACAAGUACAACUACAAGGACUACUUCCACAAGUACAACAUUUACUACAACUUCUACAGCAGAACUACCGGGAACAUUACGAGUAGGACGGUCCCCGGCAGAGGAUGCAGCAGAACGGGAAGAAGAUGGGAGGGAGAGUGGAGGUCUGCGGUCUGCUGCUACUACUGCUGCUCAGCGGAGAGAGUCUCUGCGGGGACUCUCAGCAGACAGAACACCUCACUGCCUAUCAGCUGACCAUCCCUCGGCCAAUAGGAGGCAGGCUGAGGCGGGACGUGGAUGGCAGACUACCCAGUCAGGUGUCUUACAUCAUCACUGUGGAUGGAAAUGAUCAUGUUGUUCAUCUGGAGAGAAACGAACUGCUGCUCCCUUCAGACUUCACUGUGUUCACCUACAACCAGAGCGGAGCAGUGAUCACAACCACACCCCCUGUACAGAAUCACUGUCACUACAGGGGCUUCGUUCAGGACAUGGACGGUUCAUCUGUCGCUAUGAGUGUCUGCAACGGCCUCAGAGGAGUGCUACAUCUCACCGAUGACAGUUUUGGUAUUGAGCCAUUAGACUCCGCCCCUGAACAACACCUGGUGUACCGUCUGCAGGAUGUGACAUCACAGCCCCGGGGUUGUGGAACACCACACGACGGACACAUCCACAGCAACACCACUGAGCAUGAACCUGAGAGUAUCCACCACAGGCAGCACAGCAGAGUGAAGCGAGCUGUUCUUCAUCAGACUCACUACGUGGAGUUACUACUGGUGGUCGACUAUGACAGGUUUAAUUUCAUGAACAAAAAUGAAACGGCAGUGAGAGAGGAGAUGGUUCAUCUGGCCAACUUCCUCGACAGUAUCUACAUACAGCUGAACAUUCGCGUGGUCCUGGUCGGUCUGGAGAUCUGGACUCAGCAGAACAAGAUCAACACCGAAGGGGGAGCAGGAGAAGUGCUGAGUCGAUUCAUCCAGUGGAGAGAGAAGGAGCUGGUUCCUCGCCGCCGCCAUGACUCGGCACAACUCAUCCUGAGGAGGGGCUUUGGAGAAACGGCUGGGAUGGCUUUUAUCUCCACCGUCUGCUCCAGAAGUCACGGGGGAGGGAUCAACGCGUUCACUAAUAAUAGGCUUCCCUCGUUCGCGUCCAUCGUGGCUCAUGAGCUCGGUCACAACCUCGGGAUGAACCAUGACGACGGACGCUCCUGCAGCUGCCCUGUUAAGGCCUGCAUCAUGAGCUCUGUAGCCGCAGGCUCCACAAACUUCAGCAGCUGUAGCGCUGAUGAUUUUGAGAAGAUGAUCUUGUUGUCGGGGGGAACGUGCCUCUUGAAUGUGCCCCAGUCUGAUGAUGCCUAUAGCGCCCCCUACUGUGGGAACAGACUGGUGGACAUGGGAGAGGAGUGUGACUGUGGAUCCCAGCAGGAGUGUGAGAAAGACCCCUGCUGUGAGUAUCAGACGUGCAGACUGAAGUCUGGAGCUCAGUGUGCUUAUGGAGAAUGUUGCUACAAGUGUCAGUACCUCCCUGGUGGAACAGUGUGUCGUUCCAGCACAAAUGAGUGUGAUCUUCCUGAGUACUGUAACGGCUCCUCGUCCUUGUGUCAGAGCGACACCUUCGCCCAGAACGGGCAGCCCUGCAGGGACCAGCAGGCCUAUUGUUACAAUGGGAAGUGUCAGCACCAUGACGAGCAGUGUCAGGCCAUAUUUGGACCUAAGGCAAAGGCUGCUCCAGAAAUCUGUUUCAAAGACGUCAACAGUAAAGGUGAUCGUUUUGGAAACUGCGGGUACCAAAACUAUGGUUACAAGAAGUGUGAGAGCAGAAACGCCCUGUGUGGGAAGCUACAGUGUUCCAACGUCCAGGCGCAGACAGUUUUCGGCAUAGAACCGUCAAUCAUCAGCACGCCGAUCGCUGGCACCAAAUGUUACGGAGUGGACUUCAUGCUGGGAUCAGACGUCCCCGACCCAGGCAUGGUGAACGAAGGAACCAAGUGUGGAGACAACAAGGUGUGUGUGAACUUCGAGUGUCGCAGCGCUGACGUCCUGAACUACGACUGCGACGUGGACACAAAGUGUCACGGACACGGGGUGUGUAACAGUAACCGGAACUGUCACUGCGACGACAGCUGGGCUCCGCCCUUCUGUGAGGUCAAAGGAUACGGAGGCAGCGUGGACAGUGGACCCACAUGGAAUGAUAAAGACACUUCUCUCAGAGACGGUCUGCUCGUCUUCUUCUUCUUCAUCCUUCCUCUGCUCGCUCUGGGAGUCUUUGUGUUUCUGAGACGGAACGAGCUGAUGCGACGACUUGGGCUGAGCCGUCGCAAGAGACCACAAGGAUACCAAGGUGAUGGUGCAGCUUCAGCCAAUCCCAGCAGGGGGCCCCCUCCCAGAGCACAACCCCCACCUGUCACUCGCAGUAACGCAGGCAACAUUGUCAAAGACGGGCAUCACGCUCAGCUACUGCCACCGCAGGAGGUGGUGACGAGCAGCAGGUUCACGCCCUCCCACGCUCUGAGGCCGCCUCCUCCUCCUCUAAAACCAAAACCGUCUGCUGCAGGACAACCUCUGAUGCCUCAAAGAGCGGCCCCCGCCCCGCCCGUUUAACCACCUGGAUGCAUCGUCUCUUUUAUUUCCACGCUCACAACUGGUCACAGCCAAUCAAUGUUUCUGCAGCCUGCUAGCUCUGAAGUCUGCCACGGACCGGACUAUAAACUGAACCAUCAGGAAACAGACCAGACCAGACCAGACCAGGCCAACCAAUCACAGUUGUCUUGGUUUGAAAUAUAAUUCAGCUAAACACAUGAUAUCAUGCUAACCCAUGCUAAGUAAAAACACAGAGGGCUAAGUGCUUCACUCUGAUUGGUCAGUUUGAAGACAGAUUCUUGUCACUGGAGUUUUUGUCGUUGUUUUCCUUCUUCCUGCUCUGCACUGUCAUAGGAAUGUAACGCACCCCCGGUGCUGCUGCGCAGGAGCGCUUGGUCGACACCACCUGCUGCUCCCUCUCUCCACAAUGGUACAAAUACAAUAUGCAUCAGAAUCCAGAGCCCGGUCUCCUGUGGACCUGGAUCUGUGUGGUUACACUCUCAGACACUUGGACACUGUUGACUCAGAUCUCUGGGAUGUUUCUCUGUGUGUGUCUCUCACUGGUUACAUCUGAUAUGAUGUUGUUUCCUGUAUGAUGUACAAUGAGGUACAAUGAGGUACAGACACGCAGUAAAGACUUGACAGAGAACCUGUCUCACUCACACAAGGAAAACCAGUGAAGACAGCCUAACUCACACCACGUGCCAAAGUCCUGAGGGAAAACAACCUACAACAGGACAUUAAAUAACAUGAGCGUGUCUCUCCGUGUCCUGUCAACGUCCAGCAAGUGUAAGGAGAUUACAACAGAAAGUUUCAUCCAUAAACUCGCUGAGAUGAGACCGUAGCUUUAAUCUCCAGAACGUCCCAGACUGACGGCAUCAGACAGUGUUGAAGUGUCUCCAAGGUGGAAUUGAUCUCUGUCCAGACUUCCUGUCCCUGUAUCAGCUGAAGGACAGGUCCUCGGAGAAGAACCGGCCUUCAAAGAAGGACAUGUCCUCGGAUAAGAACCGGUCCUCACAGAAGGCCAGGUCGUCGGAGCCUGAGCUCUGGAGUCAUUCUUGAAAAGGUCCUGGUGUCCUGCACUGACCGCUUUCACUCUAACAGGGAUCUUCACAGCACCAAUAAUCUGACUGAUGCACCAAUAAUCUGACUGAUGCUCAGUUACUCUGUGCUUUAAUCUGCUGUUUUAUCUGCUUUAGUGUGUUUUUAAGUUGCCGUGAUUUUGCACAGACCAGGAUUAAAACAAUCAUAGAACUCAGUUUGUGAAGUGGAAACAAUCACAUGUGCAGAUUCAAAUCAAGUUGUUUUAAUCUUAAUUUUACCCCCUGUGCUUCUAAGGGUUUUAAUACUGGGGUUGAAAUAUUUUUUAUAUAUAAUUUAAUCUCUUUUACACAUAUAUUAGUUCACCUCCUCAAUUUUUACAGCACUUCAUUUAUCUGAUGUGACAUUAAAAGCGUUCACACUUAAAGUAUUCAACCCAAUCUGUGUUGUUGUCAUUUUGUUAGCGGUUUGAAAUUUGCCAGAAAAUCUGGGAUUAACUGAGUCACUUUUUUUCUUUUUUUUUUAAUUUCCUCUCACAUGAAUCAUGUGACCACAUUGUUUCUGCACAUGUUGGAUUUGUAAAAAAGAAAUAAAAAAAGAAAAGUAACAUUCAGUCAUUUACUGCAAUGAUGUAUUUAGGUACAGUUUUGAGGAACUUUACCCUUUUUCAGAUAUUUCGGUGGAAACGAUUCUACUUUAAUCUCUUUACAUUUAUCUGACAGCAUAUUAAUAUAAAGGAUGAAACAAUCUCUACCCAUAAUUCAUUUGUUGUUAUAAUCUAUAAUCUAGUCAGACUAUAUGGUCAAUCAUAAAUGCAAAGUGAGUAUUUUUACUUCUGGUACUUUGAGUUUAUUUUGAACCGAGUAAUUAUACACUUUUACAUAAGACUGAAUAUUUCUACACUGUGGUUAAUUAUUAUUAUUAUUAUUAUUAUUGUUAAUGAUUCUACCUGAGAGGAUGUUCAGGUGUGUGUGUGUGUGUGUGUGUGUGUAUGAGUUGAAGGAAAUGCAGUUGUAUUUAUGGUGAAACUGUGUAUUAAAGUACUAACCUUGUGAGGACCGUUUUCAUGUCACCGCAACAAACAAAACGCUGUCACUGCUUUGAUAAUAAAUGAUUUUCUUUGUAA
Messenger RNA from Solea senegalensis (Senegalese sole), 5003 nucleotides. Its product is annotated as disintegrin and metalloproteinase domain-containing protein 9-like. Gene Ontology annotation, cellular component: plasma membrane. The coding region runs from base 386 to 2857 and encodes 823 amino acids. The record is from RefSeq and is a predicted model, not a curated record. The transcript is spliced from 24 exons. Gene Ontology annotation, molecular function: metalloendopeptidase activity. Gene Ontology annotation, biological process: proteolysis. NCBI's taxonomy places the organism in Eukaryota, Metazoa, Chordata, Actinopteri, Pleuronectiformes, Soleidae.